AUGGAGGGUGCGUGUGCGCGAAGGCUCCCAGCCGGAGAUCUGUUCUAUGCGGCGGGGUGUGGAGAUCCGGCCUGGCUGUGUUUAGGUCUGGAGAGAGUGCAGUCACCAGGACAGUGGUGGGACAGACAGGGUCUUACAGUGCUCCACGUGGCUGCUCAGCAUGGUCAGCUAAAUUGUUUGAAGCUGCUUCUGGAAUCCGGUACUGUGGAUGUGAAUGCAAGCGGUCCACGUGGCCAGAGACCAUUGCACAUGGCUCUGAGCCCAAAGAGCAAGCCAAACUCUUACUGCUGCCUCACAUAUCUGCUGGAACAUGGAGCAAAGCCCAAUGUAUCCACAGAUGAAGGACUGACCCCACUGCACAUGGCCGCAGCUCUGGGGCUGAAAGAGUGUGUUGAAGUGCUGGUUAGAGUUGGAGCAGACACUCAUGCACGUGAUAACCGAGGACGCACACCCUUCGAACUCGCUUGCCUGUGGGGUCACAGGAUUGUUGCCAGGAUUCUUAAAAAUGCAAUGUGGCAUAGAGAUAAGAAGAGAGACAUGGAGAAGCGCCAAGAACUACAGAAUCUCAAAAAGAAUAUGAUCAGGAUGCACAGGAAAGCAGAAGAAAUACAGAAGUUAGCCAGAGAGGCCAUUAGCAAGCAGAAAGUGUCCGAGUGGGCUGAGAGGAAGGGUCUCCCUUGUCUCAAGUCUCCUACAGUAGGCUUGUGGACAUUAAGCCAUCACUGUUGCCAUUCUGCCAAGCCUGUCAAGAAACAUAAUGCGACUGUGUCAAAAGGAAUGUGGAACAUCCCACCCAACGUGUCAAGACCUCCUCCAGCAAACAUCAGCAGAUCUAAGAGAUUAUUAAGAAUCGGUGUUCAUCCAGAGGAAGCAGCUAAUGAGCCUGAUCUGCGGCAGAGUGUGACUCUGCAUUGUUUUGGUAAUGGGCAUAUUCAUUACACUACAUCAUGGGAUGAGAUUCCACAUCCGGUGCCUAACCUGCCACUUGAUGUCAUUCAGAAAGGCCUAUUUCCAUCUGCAUUUCCCUCCCGACUUUCUGGUCCAGUUCAGCGUCAGUGUAGCAGUGUGCUGGAUGUGCCCCAUCGGGGAAGAACUCAAAAAACUAAAGCUUCCCCCUGGUCAGAAGUGGCAAUGCAUCUGGCCGAGGACCUCCAACCUGGUCAUUACUGAACUCUACAAAUGGACAGACUGAACUGGGUUGGGGGUCGAGUC
Messenger RNA from Clarias gariepinus (North African catfish), 1212 nucleotides. RefSeq names its product ankyrin repeat domain 53 (gene ankrd53). Gene Ontology annotation, molecular function: protein binding. Gene Ontology annotation, biological process: regulation of mitotic spindle organization; regulation of mitotic cytokinesis; mitotic metaphase chromosome alignment. The transcript has 6 exons. NCBI's taxonomy places the organism in Eukaryota, Metazoa, Chordata, Actinopteri, Siluriformes, Clariidae. The record is from RefSeq and is a predicted model, not a curated record. The coding region runs from base 1 to 1170 and encodes 389 amino acids. Gene Ontology annotation, cellular component: spindle pole.